Drosophila grimshawi is the source of this 395-nucleotide messenger RNA. RefSeq lists its product as uncharacterized. Lineage: Eukaryota; Metazoa; Arthropoda; Insecta; Diptera; Drosophilidae. The transcript has 2 exons. The coding region runs from base 28 to 369 and encodes 113 amino acids. The record is from RefSeq and is a predicted model, not a curated record.
CAGAUUGGGCAAGUGUCGCAAGUGAAAAUGUCGCUGGCCAAGUUCUUAACAUUGUUUCUUAUCAGCAGCGCUCUGCUGCUAAUUGCAAACGGAAGGCCGCUGGACGACUUUAGCAUUGAAGAUGAUCGCAUGAAUGAGAUAGGAAAAGACUUUGGCAGAAAAUGGAUAAUGCCAAAUUUGGAGCGUAUUUUCAGCAGUGCCGAAACGCAGACGACAGGGAAACGCACCGAAAAAAACACAAAUAGCAUUGAACCAAGUGAAAAAGAGACCACAACGAGUUCCAAGCAUGCCCAUGGCAUGAUCACGUCCAUGAUGAGCUUUAUCAGUAGUGUUGUUAACUUUGGCCGAACUAUGAUACGUAAUGAAUAAAAUAAAAAAUAUUUUUAAAUUCUGCA